Molecule: messenger RNA, 1684 nt
Organism: Arachis stenosperma
Lineage: Eukaryota; Viridiplantae; Streptophyta; Magnoliopsida; Fabales; Fabaceae
Exons: 1
Coding region: 31-903 (290 amino acids)
Source: RefSeq, a predicted model, not a curated record
AAAAAAUUUUCCCCAAUCACCGAAAAAAAAAUGUUUCGAACUCUCCGAUCCCGGCUCCGAUCACAGCGGCGCCCUCGCUAUGGGUUGUUGCUAUGUGCCCUCGUUUCAACCCUCUUCCUCUUCUCUUUCCACCAUACACCCCAAACCAACAACCCCCACCACCACCGCCACCAUCAUCACCGUCACCACCAUCAUCGUCGUUUUCUCAGAAGAAUCCAUCCCUUCCACCAUUUGGUCAACUACGACACCCUCCUCUCCGAUUCCGUCGUCGACGCCGCAUCUUCCAGCGAGGACGCCAUCGACGCCCUUGACAUCGUCGACGAACAAUCCACUCUCGGUGACACAUCCGACGAUGACGACACUGCUGACGCCGGCGAAGAACCCUCCCUCAUCCAACUUAAUGUUUCCGGCUACUUCUUCUACCAUGUCGGUGGCGCCAUUAGAAAGGCCUUCACCAAGAGUUCCCCGGGGGAUCGGGAAGAUGGGUCUCGCCAAGUUGGAAUCUUUUUGGGGUCUCCGGUAAUGGGUAAUGAAGAUCGAAGCAAGGCCACGUUUGGCUCUGAUGAUAUUCCGGUUGAUGAACGUGUUCGGAGGAAGGUUGUUGAGGUAAAGGGUGUGGAAGACGCUCUUCUUUUGAAACUGGGAAGAAAGGAUUCGCCUUUGAGGGAAGGUUGGGGUGAUUGGUUUGACAAAAAGGGUGACUUUUUGAGGAAGGAUAAGAUGCUUAGGUCAAAUUUAGAAGGGUUGAAUCCCCUUCAUAAUCCUUUUCUUCAGGACCCUGAUGGUGUUGGUGUAACUGGUUUGACCAAAGGUGAUAAGAUUUUGCAUAAGGCAUUGUUGAAUGAACUUAAGCGGCAACCCUUUCGUGGAGAAAAGUUGCCAGGAAGCUCACAACAUGAUUGAAUGUUCAUCUUUAUGAUGAAUGUGUUGUUGUUGAAUUAGGUGCUCUAUGUCAAUGCAGGAUUGUGUAGGUACAUAUUAUGCAGGAGAUUGUUUUUUUUUUAAUAUGCUUUCUCUUCACAAGCUGCUGCAAUAGCAUAUAGUGGUGGAUAGGUUUGUAAAUUGUUGUAUUUAAUUACUUCCAAGUUCCUUGGAUACAAAAUAGUGUCAUGUUACUAAUUACUAACAAUUAGGACUAAUAUAAGGCAUGUAAAAUUGUAGUGUGUUCUUCUUUAUUGAAUUGAAUUUAAUUUUGUUAAUAUGCAUUCUGGUUUGUGUUUAUCCUACUAAUUGUUUUUGGAAGGAAUUUACUGAUUAUUAAAGGAAUUGAUGGGCUUCUUCGGUGUCACUCACCCAAAAAAGGGUGUGGAAGACACUCUUCUUUUGAAAUUGGGAAGAAAGGAUUCGCCUUUGAGGGAAGGUUGGGGUGAUUGGUUUGAUAACAAGGGUGACUUUUUGAGGAAGGAUAAGAUGCUUAGGUCUAAUUUGGAAGGGUUGAAUCCCCUUCAUAAUCCUUUUCUUCAGUACCCUGAUGGUGUUGGUGUAACUGGUUUGACCAAAGGUGACAAGAUUUUGCAUAAGGCAUUGUUGAAUGAGCUUAAGGAGCAACGCUUUCAUGGAAAAAAGUUGCAAGGAAGCUCACAACAUGAUUGAAUGUUCAUCUUUACAAUGAAUGUGGUGUUGUUGAAUUGUUGUAUAUACGUUACUUCCCAGUUCCUUGGAUGCAAAAUAUUGUGUCAUAUGU